AAUUGACCCUCUCAUCAAUGCCUGCGAGAAAUCCGAUAAGAGAUCUACAUUUUUGAGAUGUUUAAAAAUCACACACGAACACACGUAAAAGCGCUACCACGUUUUGAUGUACUUUAAUACGUUAUCGGGUGAAAUAUGCGCCAGAUAUGAAUGCAUUUGUUGAAACUUAAAAGUCAGGCGAAUCGAACACUCCCUUUAGUUUUUGGGGUUCUCGGGAUUUCACCUGGACGAAUUACUUCGCCGAGGAAGUGAAAUCUUUUUGAAUCAACGCACCCAAGUGGAACAAAUACCAUUUUUCCUUUCCCCUUGAAAUUCGUAUGCAGCAGCAAUGACUGUUGUAAUCGGGUUUGAGGGCAGCGCCAAUAAGAUUGGCAUUGGGAUCAUCAGGGAUGGAGAAGUACUUUCCAACCCGAGACGGACCUACAUUACCCCUCCUGGUGAAGGCUUCCAGCCAAGUGACACAGCCAGACAUCAUCGCUCUGUUAUACUGACAGUCUUAAAGGAGGCCCUGGAGCAAGCGGGGCUAAAACCUUCCGACAUCGACUGCGUGGCAUAUACGAAAGGUCCAGGCAUGGGCGCACCCUUGGUAACGGCGGCUCUGGUGGCUCGCACCGUGGCUCAGUUGUGGGGAAAGCCCCUCGUCGGCGUCAACCACUGCAUCGGGCACAUCGAGAUGGGCCGACUCGUCACCGAAGCCGACAACCCCACCGUGCUUUACGUCAGCGGAGGGAACACGCAGGUCAUCGCUUACUCCGAGCGACGCUACAGAAUAUUCGGGGAGACUAUCGACAUCGCCGUCGGCAACUGUUUGGACAGAUUCGCUCGAGUUAUCAAGAUUUCAAACGAUCCCAGUCCAGGCUACAACAUAGAACAGAUGGCGAAGAAAGGCACUCGGUAUGCGGAGCUGCCCUAUACCGUAAAAGGAAUGGAUGUGUCAUUUUCUGGGAUACUUUCCUUCAUUGAGGAAGCUGCUCAUAAGAUGCUUGGAUCCGGUCAGUGUACAGCAGAGGACUUGUGCUUCUCCCUGCAGGAGACGGUGUUCUCAAUGCUGGUGGAAAUCACAGAGCGGGCCAUGGCUCACUGCGGCUCCCGAGAAGUCCUCAUAGUCGGCGGUGUUGGCUGUAACCUGCGUCUCCAGGAGAUGAUGGGACUCAUGUGCUCGGAAAGAGGAGCCAAACUUUUUGCCACAGAUGAAAGAUUCUGUAUCGACAACGGCGCCAUGAUCGCGCAAGCCGGCUGGGAAAUGUUUCGAUCCGGGCAAGUGACCGAGCUCGAGGACUCGUGGAUCACGCAGAGGUACAGAACGGAUGAAGUGGAGGUGACGUGGAGAGACUGACGGGGCAAACGGCACGUAAAGGGAAAGUCUCGAGCGUCCCGUGAAAUUAAGCACCCACACGGCAACUCUUCUCUCAGGUAGCUUCUGAUAUAUUGCGCAUCCGACAAGUCGGAUCACGGGAAGCGCAGCCUGUCCUCGAGCGUGUCGAGGAGGAAGCGGUUGUUUUUUUCCUGGAACGGACCGCUCGUUACCUCCUGCGCACUAGAUGCCUGUCAAGAAAAUGUGUUUAAAUUCAGUAAGACACGAGACUUUAAAUGUACUGCGCUUCAUUUGUCUGUUGUUUUGGAAAACUGUUGCUAAAAUAUUGAAUUGAUUCCAGUCGCAAAUUAAUUUCCAAUAAAUAACAGCAGCGAGUCAA
This is a messenger RNA of Phyllopteryx taeniolatus (common seadragon), 1694 nucleotides long. RefSeq names its product O-sialoglycoprotein endopeptidase (gene osgep). The transcript is spliced from 12 exons. Bases 329 to 1336 code for a protein of 335 amino acids. Gene Ontology annotation, biological process: tRNA threonylcarbamoyladenosine modification. Lineage: Eukaryota; Metazoa; Chordata; Actinopteri; Syngnathiformes; Syngnathidae. The record is from RefSeq and is a predicted model, not a curated record. Gene Ontology annotation, cellular component: cytoplasm; EKC/KEOPS complex.